AUGGGUGACUAUUUAGCUGCUGUGGACUUGGGCAGCGGCCGAACAGCAAAGCAAGUUUCAGUGGGCUAUCACACAUGCGUCUUGCUUGACAAUGACGUGAUCAAGUGUUGGGGAAAGGGUUCUUCUGGCCAGUUGGGCCAAGGCAACGCAGAGGACAUCGGUGAUAACAUGAAUGAGAUGGGUGACUAUUUAGCUGCGGUGGACUUGGGCAGCGGCCGAACAGCAAAGCAAGUUUCAGUGGGCUACUACCACACAUGCGCAGUGCUUGACAAUGACAUGAUCAAGUGUUGGGGAUCUGGUAAUUAUGGCCAGCUAGGCCAAGGCAACACAGAGAACAUCGGUGAUGACAUGAAUGAGAUGGGUGACUAUUUAGCUGCGGUGGACUUGGGCAGCGGCCGAACAGCAAAGCAAGUGUCAGCGGGCCGGGCUCACACAUGCGCUUUGCUUGACAAUGACAUGAUCAAGUGUUGGGGAUAUUGUAAUUAUGGUCAGCUAGGCCAAGGCAACACAGAGAACAUUGGUGAUGAAAUAUAUGAGAUGGGUGACCAUUUGAGUGAGGUUGAUACAGGUUCUAUUGCCGCGGUUUUCACAACAAACAUCCGGCUUGUUGAUGCCACACCAACACAAGGGCGUGUGCAGGUGAAAGUUCAAGACUCCUGGCGCGAUGUUUGCGACGACAAUUGGAACAACGUGAAUGCACAGGUAGUUUGUCGGCAACUUGGCUUCGCAGGUGGACUUGCGAGCUUUCACUGGAAUGGAAGUGGCCAAUUUGGUAUGGAUAAUGUUGACUGUAUCGGUGACGAAUUUGAUAUCGGCCAAUGCCCAUUCAGAGGAUGGGGGGUUCAUGAUUGUGGAUUUUGGGAAGCUGCUGCAGUCGAAUGCCAUUUGGAUGCUUGGACGCGCUUUGCAGAUCCCACAUUCUCAGCUCGCAGAGGCCAUUCCUUAGUUUGGGAUGCAGCCAAUGCAUCGGUGUUAGUCUUUGCUGGCCAUGAAGCAGGCUUCUUCCGGUAUUACAAUGAUUUGUGGCGAAGCAAUCAACAAGGUAUUUGGGAGCAACUCUCAGCGGAUGGACCUUCAGCUAGGGGUGGCCAUUCAGCAGUAUGGGAUUUCCGCUCCCGCACCAUGUUAAUUUUUGGUGGGAGCUAUUUCACAUCCUAUUUUGAUGAGUUAUGGCUCUUCAGCGUGCACACAAACUCAUGGAAGAAAUCUGAUUCGGCCGCAAUGGCCGCAAAACCCCCUGCAAGAGCUUACCAUUCGGGAGUAUGGGAUGCGGACAAUCAGGUGAUGCUGGUGUUUGCUGGUGAAAACCCUGUGAAUCUGGCUGAUUUCUGGGAGUAUCAUUUGCUGUCAAACACAUGGAAAGAAUUGACACCAUCAUCUGACAAGCCUUCAGCCCGAAGCAGGCACUCUGCAGUCUGGGCAGAUGCUAUAAAAGCAAUUCUAAUUUUCGGAGGUUGGGACUUUACGGCGCUGGACGAUCUUUGGCAUUAUGGCUGGUGGACGAAUUCCUGGACGUUGCUGUCUCCUGCAAAUCCACCUUCCGGUCGUGCCGGCCAUUCGGCCGUUUGGGAUCCAACGACUUUGUCUAUCUUGACUUUUGGAGGUGUCAAAGUGCUGAAUGAGUCACACAACUACACAGCAGAAUUGUGGAACUACAGCAUCUUGACAAACUCGUGGACUCCUUUGGCUCCUCCUGGACCUUAUCCCAGCCCUACUGCUCGAGAGGACCACGUAGCCUGGUGGGACCCAAGCUCACGCUACAUGUAUCUUCUAGGUGGCUAUGAUGUAUCUUACAAGAAGGACAUGUGGCGCUACGUAGGAGUUGAAGCGGAGGAAGUACCUGUCGAGGAAUGCUUCUUAGGUCAGGAGUGCAGCCUGCAGUUGGCAAGUCGCAGAUUGGAAGCAGGUGACAUUCUGACUGUUGUCAACUUUUUCACAGGCUCUUCAGAACCGAGUUUGUUGGGCUUAUAUCUAAAGACGCUGGAUGGAUAUAACUUUUCCUUUGCUCUGGAGAAUUCCACCAGCGAAGACUCAGACCAAAAUCGAAGCGACUUGUCUGAUCCACUUGUUGUGCAGGUGCAGCCUGGUCUGUACCGGAUCCGCUGGUGUCCGAGUCUUGAGGAUUGUGAGAGCCAUUGGUUCGACGUGAGAUUGUUGAUCGUGGCCGGUCCCUUUCCAGGGCAAUCUUUCAUUUGCGACCAGGGGGCUCCUUGUGUCAUCUCAGGAUUGCAAGGCUCACGACUUUCUAAGACUGACCAGUUGCUUCCAAUGAAAGAAUGCGGGACAUUGUUGCGGACAUCACUCUUUCCAGAGCCGCACCCCAUCAGCGCUUCCGCUUCCACCCAGUCCGAUGAUCUCUUGUUUGAUUUUGGCCACUUGGAGCUGGAUGGCUCGCCAGAAGUGGUGCAACUAUGCUGGUGCCCAGAAGAGUCAAGCUGCGGAGAAUUGGAGGAUUUCCGUGCUCUGGCCAUGCUUUUCUAUGUGGUUUGCCCGCCAGGACUGUCUUCUCGGGGCGUGUCCGACGCGUAUAAGUCGUCAAAGGUCAAGACAAACUGGUCGAGCAAAUUGAAAGAUACCGUCAAACCAAUAGCUGGACAAAGAUGGUAUGAGCUGCAUGGCAUGAUCUCCAAAUGCCAAAAGUGCCCUCCUGGAAGCUACUGUCCUGGUGGCAAGGCUGCCGAUUCUCACCAGUCCAUGAUCUACGAAUGUCCUCAAGGAAGCACCUCGCCUAGUGGGUCAGUCUCAGCAGAAGCCUGUGAAUGUCGGCGCGGCCAUUUCUUGAAUGCGCAGGUCAGCACUUGUUCCAUGUGUCCUCCAGGCUACUUCAAGAACCACACUGGACCUGACUUGUGCCAAACAUGCCCACCUCAAACUGUUUCCCCAGAGGGUGCCAUCGCAUUGUAUGAGUGUUCUUGCCCAUCUGGCAAAAUUGACAUUGACUUGAGCGAGAACAUCACAUGUGCCGAUCUAACUGUUCUGGAGCAAUUUGUCAGCACUGCUGGUUUCCUUUCCCAAACUGAAGUGCUAAUGUAUUCAUUUCACGGUUCGAUGUCAUCUCCGGAAUCUGAUUCUCUUGAAGUUGUGCGAUUAAAUUUGAUUGACUACCUGGUUCUGAGUGCGCGGGCAUCCCUGCAUCUGACUCCAACUGCAGGGCAAAUUAGCUACAAAAUCAUGACGUCAGAAGAAGAGGAGGCAGCCAAGCUUCAUGCGAAGAUGGAUGCAGACGUGUUCUUUGCCUUGGCUUCGGCAAAGGAAUCAGAAGUGACCAGCAGAAGCGAGAUAGCUAUGGAAAGCCUCCGGUGUCCCGAUGGAUUGGGUUUUGGGAUCACUGGCAUCAUUCGAAGCCAGUCCGACUGCAAGUGCAUUCAUGGAAUGGAGCCGGUACCAGAUGAAUCAGGUCUUGCCAGUGGUUGCACGAAAUGCCCACGGGGCAAGUACAAGUCGACUGUCGACGAUGCAGCCUGUUCGUCUUGUGGUGGACUCUCAACUUUACAAGAAGGAGGAAUUUCUAGUGCGGCUUGCACUUGUCCAGCUGGAUACGUGAACGAGGUGCUGGAUGACCCUGCAAACUGCCAACCUUGUGGCCAGGGUUUCUUUUGUCAAGGUGGAACACACAAACAGGCCUGCGGUCAGUCUUUGACCUCGUCUACAGAGACCGCUAACAGCGAAUCCGAGUGUAUUUGUGCCUCGGGUUUCUUCCGUGUGGAGUCUGUGUGCGAAGCUUGUCCAAAAGGCUCAUUCAAAGCAGACAUUGGCGAUGGGGCCUGUGAACCCUGCCCAGCAGGAAAGUGGAGUAACGAGUCUGCGGCUUCGCAUGAAGACGCUUGCAUUUCCUGCAUGCCGGGCGCUACAACUCGUGAAGAGGGUGCUGACGAGAUGAGUUUGUGUGUCAGGCCUGACGGACAUCAGCUUGUGCGCUGCAUAUCGGGGAAGGUUUGCCAUGUUGAAAUCACUGGUUUCAACCUUCAAGAUGGUCAUCGGCUUGCUUUGUCGACGUCAAGCUGCGACUCGGGUGGCAAAGCGGCUGUGCCCAAUGUGGUUGCUCAAGGAGUCUCAAAGCCUGCAACAAGCAGCGGAAGCAUGCAUGUUUGGGGUGAUGCGGCUGGUGACUUCAGCCCAGAAGGAGGAAUUUACAAUCUGUGCUGGUGUGCCAACAUGCGCGAUCUUCAAUGCGGAAGUCUGCAGACCGAUUUCAUUUUGUCUGCAGGAAAACUUGAAGUCAUUGGACCUUUACGUAAUCACUCCUUGGACUGUGUUCGAGGUCAGACCUGUUUAGGUUUGCGGCCUUUUCAAGGACAUCAGCUUUCCAUAGAAGAUCGAGUGGCGGUUCGCCGUGCAUGUGGUGGUUCUGAAGUCCUAUCGCUGGCACUUGCAAAUCCCAAUGGUACUGGCAGCCUUUCGACCUUUGAUGGAGAGUUUUACCUUACAUUUGGCAAUGCUCUGCUGGAUGCGGAUGAAGCGUACACCAUUUGCUGGUGCGGCGGCUCCUGCAAUACCGCUUCAGAUUUUGCAGUGCCAGCCGGCCACUUGCAAGUGUUAGGACCCUACACAAAUCAACGGACGAACUGCUUUCUGGGUCAGCCUUGCCAUUUGCAGAACAUCAAAGGAGUUGGUUUGAUGACUGGUGACCGGAUCAUGCUCCGCACGGAUUGUGAGACAGGUCCUAUGCUUCCUGGAAGCCCCGGCAAUGGAAUUGCCUUUCGCAACGAAGCUUGGCAAAGAAAUGGACAUGGCACACAGAAGGUGCAGCUGGAGAACUGCAGAUUCAUUGCCCACCAGGAGAUCAUUGAGAUCAUAGACGCAAUCAGCGACAAUGUGGCAUCCGCAUUGCGCACCAUGUGGGGCACUCGUGCAAUCACAGAAGUGGACCUUUUGUACGAUAGCAACAAUUCAUCCAGGCGCAUGUCAACCAUGAGGACUUUGGUGGUCACACUCAAAUACUUGACUAUGGAGGAGGCAGAGACAUUUGCUGAAGAAGUAGAUCUCAGUAUUGCCUCAGAUGCUGUGUUGGAUACCUUGCGUCAAGACGAAGUACUAGGCAUAAUAGAUGUGCAGCCCUCCAAUGUCUCAGUGUCCCUCCUACCUUUGAUAUGCCGGGCAAACGCCCUGGUACCACCAGGUGUGACUAUUCGAAAUGUCGAAGAGUGUCUUUGCACAAGCGGCUAUGAGUACCUUGAAGAGAGCAAAGGCUGCAGUCCUUGUGGGAUUGGAGAGUACAAGAGUACGCUCGCCAACGAUAAAUGCCAGUCAUGUCCCAUUAGAAAAUCCACUUUGAAAGUCGGAGGUGCUUCAAUCCAAGAUUGCAUAUGCCAAAUUGGCACUUUUGAUGCGGAAGGAGUUUGUUCCGAUUGCACACCCGGCUUGUACUGCCCAGGAAACGGGGAGCCUUUGAAGUGUCCGCAGCACUCUCAGACCUUGGUGGCCUCUGCCAGAUCGAUUGAUGACUGCUUAUGUGUGGUCGGCCAUUACUCGAGUGGCAGCUGUGAGCCAUGUGUCCCUGGAAGGUAUAAGAGCAACAUCGGCAAUGAGACUUGUUCCCAAACAUGCCCAUCAAAUGCCGAUAGUUAUCCUGGUGCCACCUCCUUGGAAGACUGUUUUUGCGUGAAGAACUACCACGCAAUACUUUCCUCGAACGGUCGAUUGGAACGCUGUGCCAGCUGCUUGCCCUAUGUGGGCCUGUAUUGCCCCGGUGGCUUUGAACCAAAUUCCACUGAGCAUGUGCAGCCUCGAGCUGCUGCAGGCUUCUACCAGACAGGAAGCACUUUCGCUACCAAGUGUCGAGUCGUGCUAGCUGAUGGAUCCAGCGCCUGUCUCGGAGACAACCAAUGUGCAGAAGGAACUACCGGAAUGCUUUGUGGCGAAUGCCCGGCUGGCUGGGCCAAGUUUGAAGACGUCAGUCCAUGUGAGGAGUGUUUGGCUGGGGCUGGAACAGGUCAAUUUAGCACGGCCAUCGUGUUUGAGAUCACCAAGAUAGCGGCCUUGAAUUUUGUUUUAGCAGCUUUGGCUGCGUCUGACGCAGCCAAUGCGAACCUGCCACUUCACACUUACAUGAUCCGAAUCCUAACACAAUGGUUCACAGCUUGUGCCCUGAUCACUCAUUUCAAUUUGGAACUGUUGGAGACGCCUUUUGCGCAAGCAUCCGUUUCAUCAGAUUCCUGUGAUGAAGAGCAGUUGGUGCAAUAUGGGAGUUCAAGCCAAGCGGUUGCACCAAAAAGCACAAGAACGAGUGACGUCAAUGAAGCGCUUGAAAGCUUGAGGCUCCCAUGGCCGGUGGAAGUGAGCCAUGCCAUCGCUGUGUUCUUCGCUAUCUCAAAUGUGGUGCCGAAGUUUACAUCUGUGAAGUUUUCAGCUCAAUGUCGAGCCUUCGAAUUGUUUCCAGAACGUCCCGGGGCACAACGACUUGCACCUGCACUGUAUUUCAUCUCUUUACCUCUGCUCACCUCGUUAGCAACAUUUUCGGUUUGUGCUGUGGUUGUGCAUUUCGUGGUUCCAGUUGCAAGGCGAUUUGGAGUGCAUUUCAACAAGGAAGCCAAGAAGAAACAGAAGAAGAGAAAGCGGAUUCAAGCCCUGUUUCAUGAUUCUUGGACGCGUGACUUGAAGUUAUCAGAUGUACCGCUUGACCUGCCGAAAUUCCGUGGUUUGGACUCCUUCGCUUCAAUUGUUGACACGCACCAGAGAUUUGCCAAAGAGAUUUGUCGGAUGAAAAGUGCCAAAGACCCUCAGCUUGAGGCUGUUCUUGCAGAAGAGGGUCUAGAUCUAGAAACGUUCAACUCUCCAUCAACGGACUUCUUAUUUGCAGAAUUCUCCGAAGAAGACUUGAAGAAGGUGAUCACGGAAGCUCUCGUUCCACCGACACUCAUCGGUGCUUUAGUUCAUCGUGCCGAGCUUUGGGAUCGAGGCGCUGAGGAAAGGCCUGCAAAGCAAUCUGGCGAUGCUAGUGCUAUAUCGGUAGCUAUUGAAGCCGAACAGCCAAAGGAUGACUUGCGCACCACCGGUGCUCUACCUGACACUGCCCGUGACGUGAACGUGACCGGCGCUACUCCACCGAGCCAAGCGAACGUCUGGACGGUCGAUCGUUUGGACUUUGGCCUCUUCACUCCGAAGCCAGGUCUUAAGACACUGUUGAUUCAGAGUGUGCCGGUCGUUUGGCCGACUUUGAUUGCCAUUUGGCCCCAACUUCUUUCACAGUUUCUGUCGUUGGUGUGGUGCACGCCUAUCAGGGAGGAUGCUUGCGUGCGGCCACGACUGGUGCCAAGUCCAAGUGUUGUUUGUUUCAGCGAAGAUCACUGGCCUCUGUUUAUCAUCUCAAUCGUUGGAUUGAGUGUUUGGUGUCUGGGCAUCCCAUGUUGGUUGUUUGUGCUGAUCUACCGCUUGGGGAAAACGCGGCAAGAGCUCGAAAGUGGGCGAAAGUAUGGGCUCUUUAUUCGCGGUUUGGAACCAUCGAUGUGGUGGUGGGAUCUUCUGAUCAAACGUGCAGACAUUGCUCUCAUGAUGCUGAUAGCCUACACUUCAUUGGUGGAAGAUCAAACAGCCAAGCUGUUUGUAUUCGCUUUCAUAUCAGGCAUACUGCUUUGCCUUACAACUUGGUUCAAGCCCUACUCCAAGAACCAAGCAGAGAUCUUGGACAUACUGGAGACCAGUUUGCUUACUACACGUUUCGUGCUCUACUUCGUUGCCAAGUGUUCUGCCGUGGUGCUGCCUUUGCCUCUUGCGUGGGUGUUGGACUAG
Molecule: messenger RNA, 7728 nt
Organism: Durusdinium trenchii
Lineage: Eukaryota; Dinophyceae; Suessiales; Symbiodiniaceae
Source: the annotation of a GenBank genome assembly